AUGGCAAAUUUGAAGAGCAAAAAGCGGCUCGCGUUACUUGGUAGUGGAGAUAGGUUCCUUGGUUCUCGGAAAUUCUCAGUUGCCAUGGAGGGUUUUACCGGUGAGCAGCGUGCUUUUUGUGUGAGAGAGUAUUACAAAAAUGGCGAUUCGGGCACUAUUGCGCGGCGUUUAUUUCGUUCUAAGUUUAAUUUACAUGAUUUAAACCAAUAUCCGAGUGAAAGUGUGAUCAGAUCGUGGGUCAGAAAGUUUGAGUCUUCGGGUUCGACAUUAAAUGAAAAACCUGCGGGGCGUCCAAGGUCUACAAGAACGGAGGAGAAUGUAAGCGAAGUUGCGGUGUCUGUAAGGCGCGAUCCACAGCAGUCGUCCCGAUAGAGAUCAGCUGAGCUCGCGAUAUCAAGAUCAUCAUUAAGGCGUAUUUUGACCAAAUAUCUUAAAUUACGCCCAUAUAAACUCCAAUUAGUACAGGAAUUGAAACCAAAUGACCACCAUUUACGUCGUGCAUUUGCCAAAACAAUGUUAGAGCGUUUUGAAAGUUUGAACAAUAUCCUCUUCUCGGAUGAAGCUCAUUUUCAUUUAAGUGGAUUUGUCAAUAAGCAAAAUUGUCGGUAUUGGGCCGAAGAAAAUCCCCAAUUGAAACAUCAAAGACCUUUGCAAAAGCCCAGAUCUCACGCCACUGGAUUUUUUUCUGUGGGGGUACCUCAAGAGUCGCGUUUACGCCAAUAAACCGACGACAAUUGCCGAUAUCCCACGAGCGAUGUGCCAGCGAGUUUUCACGAAUUUGAGGGCUAGAUUGGAAGAUACAUGUCGAUGGCACAAAUCUCAGCGAUGUUAUUUUAAAAAAAUAAAAUUCCCAUUUGUAAUCUUUAUUAUAAAUAAAUUCUUUUUUUUCCUGAGCUUUGUAGUUUUUUUUAUAUGAUUUUUUAUAAUCCGCUCAACUUUAUGGCCCACCCUGUAUUAAACUAACACACUGUAAAAGUAACAAAUGUUAUUUGCAAUAGAAUUUUUUUUCCCUUUGUAACAGUAUUUAUGGCCAGACUAAGUAGAAGAAUUCGGGCUCGGUUUACGUUCAGUAGCGAUGUUUUGAGUUUAAUUUCGAGUGAGCUUGGGCGAUAUCGUACAUCAUAGGGCCUUAUAUUGACUGCUUCGGAUUGGCACGAAUAAUCGCCACGAGACGGGCAUCCCGGCGUCUUAUAAGAUUUUCAAGAAAUCUUGAAAGAUUAAUAAAACCGUUAACCCGGGUUGACGUCACUCGCCUUAUCGACACGUGUGAUGUGUUGCGUACCCAACAGCAUCACUGAUUUUGACAGCUCACGCACGUUUCGUGUUUUGUGUCACUGUCAAACAUCUUCAGUUUGGUUUAUAAUUUAACCAUGGAUCGUCUGACAAACAGACAACGCUUGAAAAUCAUUGAGUUUUAUUACCAAAAUGCGUGCCCUGUUAAGAAAGUUAAUCGCGCGCUUCUUCCAUUUUAUAGUCAGUUUAAUCGACCCACUGAAGUAGCUAUUCGGGCUAUUAUGACUGUUCGAAACCAAUCUGUGGGUUUUUGAGUUUUUACCACGGCAACACUGGCCGCGAUUUGAGGAUGCCCUCGCGGCUUACAUCUGUCACUUCAUCUUCUUCACGGACGGAGACAUAUACAUGCCUUUCGCAUGCAAUACAACAUUGAAAAAUUGAAUUAAGCGGAUGGCCCAUUGAGGCGCAGCCGUGGUCACCAUUUGCAUUAAAUAAGCAUGAAAUAAUUUUCAAACAUUAAAUUUUAAGGAGCGUACCAACGAUUAAAAUAAAUAUUUCCUAUAGCUGUUAAAAAAAUCACCCUUUAUAAGCGGCAAUUAUGGCGGCAAUUUUAAUUUUAUAGCGGCAAUACGUUCAACUGAUCUGUCCACGACAACAAAACUGGUGAAGCUGUAUGCUAUGUGUGGCAUGAAGCGGUAGCAGCUUGGGGAGCUAACCAAAUUGCUUCUUGUACAAGGUGUCCAGAAAGGGGUAUUUGUUUUCGCUAGAAAAUUAAAAUAUUUUUUUUUGUUUUGAAAUUAACGCCCUCUAGCGUAUACGUGGCGCAGUGUGAGGAAAUAUAUAAUUAUGAAUACAAGAUGGUUCGAGGGUGAGAUUGUCACAGCACUAUAGGCGGAACAUUCGAGAACCGUAAGACAAUUAGUAUAAAAGGACAAGUCACUUUGUCCGAAGCUUUUUCAAUCAACAUCUCUUGAGCUGCAGUGCAAGUUGUAUUACAAGUAGUAUUUGAGAGAAUGAGGAAUAAACGAGAAACACACGAAUGAGGAAUCAACGAGGAAUAUGCUGAUAUGUUAAUUUGUUACGGAUACUGAAAUUCUGUGUCUGCACAUGCUUGCAACAUGACACGCUUUCCCGGCCUUCGAGUGCCGGAUGUGAGCGGGUUCGACAGAGUUUAUCGAAGACUUCGAGAAAGUCCGUUUCAACCACGCGUGACUGAUGACGAGGAAGAACAAACCAAUGAGAUAGUGGAACGAUUUCGAUUGGAUCCAACCACUUCUACUAAUAUUGUUGCCCGUGAUCUGCAAUGGAAAGUAUGGUUUACCGUUCACACAGUGGGCCUAUAUCAUAUCAUUAUACGCUGGUACAUGCUAUCGAGCAGGGACGUGAGAAAAUUGGAUUUCUGCAGAUUUAUGUUAAAUGCUGACAUCGAAGACCCGACUUUCUUUAAAAAAUCUUGUGGACAAAUGAGUCGAAAUUUGAUAAAGAUGGGAUAACCUAAUUUAACGCUCAUUAUUGGGUUCCAAAAGAAUUGAAAAAUCCGAACAAGAGAGUAAAGAAAGUGUGGAUGGGCAUUAUUUCCAAUCAUUGGUUUGGGUCUUCCUUUCUCCCAGACAAUUUAAAUGGGGAAAAUAAUACUAUGAUCAUUUCCUGCGAGGAGACCUAAAUGACCUAUUAGAUGAUUUGCCACUCAAUCUGAUUCAAGAAAUGUGGUUUCAGCUUGAUGGCUGCCCUGCACAUUUCAGGAGAAGUGUCAGAGAAUGGCUGAACAUAAAGUGGACUGGACGAGGUGGGCCUAUACCCUGGCCAGCCAGAAGUCCGGACCUAACCCCAUGGAUAUUUAUGUGUGGGGUCACAUGAAGAGUCUCGUGAGAGAAGUGAGCCCAACCCAAUUACAUCAAUUGAAGUAUUGAGAGACAGGUUAAUGCGGCAAAUGAAAUAAGAAGGAAAUGAACUACUGGUUAAACUGGUUAAAAACUGGACUUUGUAAAAGAAUGCAAAGAUGUGUGCAAAACAGGGGCGGACGUGUUGAACAUGAAAUUUAGACUUUAAGAUGUUUUGUUGGAACUUGAAAGUUUAAUAAAUUUAGUAUUUUGUACUC
Bombyx mori (domestic silkworm) is the source of this 3331-nucleotide messenger RNA. RefSeq lists its product as uncharacterized. The transcript has a single exon. The record is from RefSeq and is a predicted model, not a curated record. NCBI's taxonomy places the organism in Eukaryota, Metazoa, Arthropoda, Insecta, Lepidoptera, Bombycidae. The coding region runs from base 1 to 372 and encodes 123 amino acids.